AUGGCCAUUUGGUGCUUGCGCAAUGGUCUCGAUAGCGAGAGUUCAGACGAGAGUUUUGAUAGUGAAGGCUGCAAAAAACCGACAGAUUGGGCGAGUGUCCGACGGCGCGCCUUGUUCCGCACAGCUGCUGCAGUGGUUUUGGCCGCCAUCGCCAUUUUGGUGCCAAUCAUCAAGCCCGCUGGCACACUGCAGUUUUGCCAUCCAGAGGAGGUCGGUGAAGAGGGGGAGGUCAUGGUGGAGCUUUGGGUGCAAGUCUUGACAUCUGCCAUUUCCUUCAUGUGCUUGGGCUUGGUGAUCUCGUCCCAGAUGAAAUGGUGGCUAACGUCACCAUUUUUGUCACGAGUGAGGUGGCAUGUCUUGCUGGACUGUGUGAACGUUUGGCUUUUCCACUUUCUGGCCACACACCCUUCUUGCGGCCUUUGCUAUGGAGUGGAUGGUAAGAGGGGUCUAAGCAUUUUUGCAAUUUGCUGCCACAUCUUUUUUUGGUUCAACAAGCUCAUGGGCUUCACAAUCAUCAAGACGCACCUUACAAUGUUGGAGAGGGCCUUUGAGCGCUCCUUAGGAGUGCAAUUCCUCGAGUUUCUAUUUUUGCUCUUUGGUCUCUCCAUCUUGGUGGCCAGCGUCGCAUUUGUUGGCGCUCAUGUGGCGCCACAUUUGCACGUUCUCAUUCUCGUUGUCAUGGUGAUCGAAUCUGUAGUCGUUCUCUCUUGCCUUUCUGUGGCCACUUUGAUGACCUAUGUAUUUUGGUCAGCUCACAGUUAUGCUAAGCUCGAAGCUGCUGAAUCCAAACGGCCCGCAGACGCUGAGCUGGCCUUGAAGGCCGUCCAUUUCUCGAAGAGAAUGAGGUGGGAAGCACCAUUGAAUUUGACAUUGGUUGCAAUCGCAUUUGCUCUUCAUGUUCUAUGGCUGUGCCAGCUCCACUGGGCAGACCAAGAGCACAUCCACACACUACCCGAGAUGGGUUUCCUCUUCGCAGCUUGUUUGGCCCUCGCCAACUGCGCCCGCUUUGCAAACCUCCUUUCGUUGGUGGAAUUCAGCCCGCAAAAGCCAAAGCACUGGCGGUCGAUGUCUAUGACCUUUUUCCGGACCUUGAGCAACGGGAGCUCUGACUCCGAAGACACCAAGUGGAAGACAGGGCAUUCCUCCUGGGACGCCAAGACCGAGGAGCUGGCACGAAGGGGCGUGACUCUGCGAGCGCUUCUGGACUUUUACAGCAGCCUGCCUGGAAGGAUGCCCCACUUUGACCCGGAGAAGCACAAGACGACCGACAUUGUGCGUCAGGUGAUCAUCCCCAUGAGUCAGGGUUCCAGCUAUGGAGAUUCAGCGGCUGCACUGGUCAUGAUGGAGGGCCGAGAGUUGCUACCAGGUCGGAUGGUCACUCACAGUUGGUCCAAUCGUUUCGCGUGCUUGGUGGCCUCAGUUGUCGCAGAUGCCCUUGAGUUGCCAAGCUACGCAUCCAUUUUGCAUAGGUUGGAGGGUGAGGGGAUGCUGGCUCUGAAAUCAGAGCUCUAUUGGAAGAACAAACUCGAUAUCACUUACUGGAUUUGCUGCUUCAGCAUUAACCAGCAUGCUGGCAUUUGUGGCGUCGUUCCCAGUAACCUCCAAGACCCAGUGACAGGGGAAUUACCCGAACCAUGUCCAUGUGCGCACCACAAAUAUUGGAGUGACUCUGAGCCAUUGAAGGAUGGACAGAGUGUGAAAUGCGAAAUGAACAAAUUUGAUGACAUGAUGAACUGCAUUUAUUCCUUGAAUCCCAAGUGCAGCCAAGUCAUCGCUGUAGAUUUGGAUUUUAAUUUGUUCACGCGUGCUUGGUGUGUGGCGGAGAUUCAUCAAGCUCAGACGAUGUCCAUGUCGCAGCGCAUGAUCAUUUUCUCUGAAGAGAACUUGAAGAAGCAUGAAGUUUGGCUUCAUGACCUGAAAGUGCAGGAGAUGAAGGCCUCAAAUCCUCAAGACGUGGCCUUUAUUUUGUCAAAGAUCGACGAUCCCCAGCGGUUUGAUGCUGAAGUGAAGAACUUGGUGUUUGGCAAUGGGGGUCUAGUACAAGCUUGCCACAUGGGCUUUGAGCGCGUCUCCUUGUUGGGAGCCGUUGCUCAGCAGGGCUUUCAUCGCUCUUUGACAUCGACGAUCAAUUAA
Messenger RNA from Durusdinium trenchii, 2133 nucleotides. The record is from the annotation of a GenBank genome assembly. NCBI's taxonomy places the organism in Eukaryota, Dinophyceae, Suessiales, Symbiodiniaceae.